Mya arenaria is the source of this 1352-nucleotide messenger RNA. RefSeq names its product cholecystokinin receptor type A-like. The record is from RefSeq and is a predicted model, not a curated record. Gene Ontology annotation, cellular component: membrane. The coding region runs from base 118 to 1278 and encodes 386 amino acids. Gene Ontology annotation, biological process: neuropeptide signaling pathway. The transcript has 4 exons. Gene Ontology annotation, molecular function: neuropeptide receptor activity. NCBI's taxonomy places the organism in Eukaryota, Metazoa, Mollusca, Bivalvia, Myida, Myidae.
UUGUUUCUUUAUCAUUUCUCGGGUGUCGAUACUAGGCAAUGGAUUGAAUAAAUAACACAUGAUUUAUAGAAAAAAGUAAAUUAGUCCGGACAUAAUUCAAACGGCAGAGAAACAAAAAUGGAUAACGUGACCAUGACUUUAAAUGACAACGAUUCCUUGGAAUACAAUGGUACAAACAGAACUCAAUUUAGGCAAAGAAGUUCAGCUUUUUCACCCGAGUUGAAUAUUACACUAUAUAGUAUAAUAUUUGUUUUAUCAGUGUGUGGAAAUGUUUUAGUAAUUGUGACAUUAAUUAAAAACAAGAAGAUGCGGACAAUUACAAACCUUUUUCUAAUGAAUCUUGCCAUAAGUGACAUGAUGUUGUCUGUGUUGUGUAUGCCCUUCUCCUUGGUUGCAAUGUUGCUGCGUGACUUUAUAUUUGGAGAGGCCAUGUGUGUUAUAAUCAGGUAUUUCCAAGCUGUGUCUGUCGGUGUCAGCUGCUACACAUUGGUGGCAAUUUCACUGGAGCGUUACUACGCCAUAUGUCAGCCGUUCAAAUCUCGACUUUGGCAGACCUAUGCGCAUGCGCGUCGGAUGUUGAUCGCAAUAUGGAGUUUUGUCUUGCUAGUCAUGGGCCCUAUUGCCGCUUUUCAUCGUGUCAUUACAAUACAGACAGGCGGACAUGCGUGUCGAGAGGUAUGGCCGGAAGUCCUCCUACAUUUCAAGCUGGACCUUGUAUACAGCGUCACCCUGGCUGUCCUGCUUCUGUUGAUCCCACUCGUCCUCAUGUGCGCAUACUACGGGCUGAUGGGCAAACAGCUUUGGAUGACAUCCAGCUCAGCUCCAACCAGGACUCCUCAAUUGCAACGAAGCCUGAAUAGAGCUCCAAAAUUGUCCGAGAGGGAUGACAGCUGUCUGUCAAUGAAAUGUGAGGGUGGCCACAGAUCGACACAUGACCCGACCAAUCGAAAACGAGUUAUCAGGAUGCUUGUUGUGAUCGUCCUGCAAUAUUUCGUCUGCUGGACGCCUUUGUACCUUCUCAAUACAUGGAAUGCGUUCGAUUUCCGUUCUGUGUUAAGACACAUAUCGCCCACAACAAAGUCCCUAAUCCUCCUUGUGGCCUACACCUCCUCGUUUAUCCAUCCGAUCACGUACUGUUUCAUGAAUAGAAACUUUCGGAACGGUUUUCGACAAAGUGUUCGCUGUCGUAAAUGUUCAAACCAACAGUUCGCGACUCAGUCGCUCAGGGUGUUUAGUGCAAGCGGACAUCAAGGUCUACUGGGUAAUCGGCCUAAAUAACAUCGGUGAAUAUUCAUUAUCAUAUUUAGUCUUUUUUCUUUAUGAGCCAUGCUUUAAGCUACCCUUUUCAGCAA